GUUUCUCUUUCCUCCUUCACUUCCUCAAACCACCCGACGACACGCAAUGACGUCCCUACAAGGCUGUUUGACUCACAUGCUCACUGACGUUGUGGGAGGAAAUGGUCAACCCCUUGAUCUCUCCACUGUACUUCAAGAAUGUGUGUCAGGCCCGGCGGACAAGCAUUAUGAGUUUAUAGGACAGGCAGCACUAGAGCUUGCCAUUUCAACAUAUCUACGAAAUCAGUUCAUGGUGUAUGCCAGCGAUAUUCUCCAACAUAUGCGGACGUUGGUGAUUCGCAAUCAAACUUUGGCACGCGCGAUCGCGCAAAAAUACCGAUUUUAUGAAUCGAAUACAGGCAACCUGACACCAGAAACAGUAGCUGAACGCGUUAUAGGAAUUGUUCAAGACCUGGGUGGAUCAACCGCUGUGCUAACCACCAUCGUGCCUGUCCUCUCUGAAUAUGCACCUCGGAUGCUAAGCCAACUACCCAGAAAACUGCGUCAAGGGAUGGGACUUUUGAAUGGCGGUGACUCGACGACGACGACGACGGUGCCGAUACAGCAACAAAACACCAACGGCGUAGCGUGUGUGCCACCUCUUGACACGCCUUCUCCUCCACAGCCUCGACCGAUUGCUAUUCCACGUCGUCACUCGUCACAUACCAAUAACAGCAAUAACAGUACCAUCAGUAACGGUGUAAUAAAUGCCGGUAACGACUUUGCGCAGCUUGUCAAACGUGGUGACGGCGCAGCACAUGUCAGUUUUGAAGAGAGAAAGCAAGAGGGCAGAAGCACGAUCGACUGGGGCUGCAGGAUCGCGUUUCGAAUGACCAAGGCGUCGGGAUGGCACGCGCAUCUCCGGUACGGACAGACGAAAAAGAAGGCAAAGUUGCUGGUGCUGCAUGAUAUCUUGAACUACUACCAAAAGCAACCGGAUCAAGAAAUCCGGGACCGACAGCCAGUGUCUGAGGAUGGACAAAUGAAUGCUGCUACUACUGCUGAAGACGCGCCGUACUUGCCCAUUGAUGCGAGCGCGUAUUAUCAUGAGCCUACUGUCGCGCCAUCGCCAAUCGAUCCUGCACACAUGGAAUGGCACACUCCUAUUCCUGACUUCCCGCAGACACAGGCAAUCCAUAUCCCAGACAAGCGAGGACGGUCGAUGGAAGACGAGGAAGAGUAUACCCAGCAUAUGAUGCAUGUGCUGCUCGGUGACUUCCCGCGUAUCUCGUUGAUGGAGGAGCAGCAGCAGCAGCAACUACAGGACGGCGCCUCCAAGCGACAUAAAGUGGCAACUGCUAUGGACAUAACAACAACAAGUAUGAUGGAUACAAGCAACAACAGUAACAAUUUUAUGGAAAGAGCAGCAGCACUCCUGCCCGAAUCCAUCCAUCCACCGUCAUUAGAAACAAUGACAGCACGCGAGGUGCUUCGGAAGAUGGUGGAUCUUGCAAAAAUCGACAAGAUGCUCAGCGACCCAGUGCAGGCGGCGAAUCCCAAGUCAUCGAUGUUCUCGUAUGUACGCGAUGUGGAGGGGUUGAAGAUCAAGUCCGAAUUUGAAGAAAGAGGUCCUGCGCAUUCCAAAGUGUUUGAGGCGACGGCAUCGUUGCAUGGCGGUGGACACAGUGUGGAGGGUCGAGGCGUGGGGUUGAAGAAGUCGGAAGCGGAGCAGAUUGCCAUCAUGAAUCUGAUGAAGUACCUUGUGCAAUAACUUAUUACAACAUCCACUGCUGGGUGUAGUUCUUUGGCACCGUCAACAUUACCCUCGUCAUCACCGUCAUCUCAUCAUCAUCAUCAUCAGCAUCAAUCUUCUUUUUCUUCUCUUAGCACAGCAUUAUCUCUUUUCUUCUUCUUCUUCUUUACAUAUCUUUCUCCUCCUCUUCUCCCCACUAUACACUAUACUUCGUUUAUUUCUAUGAUGCCGAACGUAUAUCUCCAUCCUUGCAAACCAUCGUCAUCACCAUAUCCUUACCAUUAUACUUUUAUUGUACAUUUUGUAUUGACAUAACACCCACACCACUUGCUACUUUUAGUCACCCACACCCCAAACCCCACCAUCCGUUCUGAGCUAAUAUGACCUGGCUUUAAAGAACAAAUAAAAACAACAUAUUAUAAAUUGCU
Zychaea mexicana is the source of this 2100-nucleotide messenger RNA. RefSeq lists its product as uncharacterized. Gene Ontology annotation, biological process: RNA processing. NCBI's taxonomy places the organism in Eukaryota, Fungi, Mucoromycota, Mucoromycetes, Mucorales, Lichtheimiaceae. The transcript has 3 exons. Gene Ontology annotation, molecular function: ribonuclease III activity. The record is from RefSeq and is a predicted model, not a curated record. Bases 47 to 1690 code for a protein of 547 amino acids.